Molecule: messenger RNA, 567 nt
Organism: Lachancea mirantina
Lineage: Eukaryota; Fungi; Ascomycota; Saccharomycetes; Saccharomycetales; Saccharomycetaceae
Source: the annotation of a GenBank genome assembly
AUGUCCGCUUACGAGAACAGGGAGAAAUGUCAUUUUUACUACAAGAUCGGUGCUUGCCGACAUGGCGACCGGUGCUCUAAAAAGCACACGCGUCCCGUCAGAUCCUGUACCAUCGUGAUCCCAAACAUGUACCGCGCAGAUGCGUCGGAACAAGACCAACAGCGUGAUUUCGACGCUUUUUUUGAAGACGUCUACAUCGAAGCUUCCAAGUUCGGCGAGGUCCGAUCAAUGGUCGUGUGCGAAAACAAAAACGAUCAUCUCAACGGGAACGUCUACAUUAUUUUUAGCAGACCCCAAGAUGCACAGGCGGUGCGUGACAGCUUCAACACGCGCUGGUACGACUCGCGCCCGCUCUACUGCGAUCUCUCGCAUGUCUCGGGUUUCCACGACGCCAUUUGUCGCAAACACGACAUGCAAGCUUGCGAACGCGGCGACGAGUGCAACUUCAUGCACGUCCAUCGGCCCUCGCCUGCACUGCUCCAGGAUCUUGAGUGGGCCCAGCAGAAGAAGUACCAAAUGGGCCUGAGCGUCGGUCAGAGCCGAGCAGAGGCUAACCGUGGAAGGUGA